This is a messenger RNA of Colius striatus (speckled mousebird), 2129 nucleotides long. RefSeq names its product coiled-coil domain containing 22 (gene CCDC22). Gene Ontology annotation, molecular function: cullin family protein binding. Gene Ontology annotation, biological process: positive regulation of ubiquitin-dependent protein catabolic process. The record is from RefSeq and is a predicted model, not a curated record. NCBI's taxonomy places the organism in Eukaryota, Metazoa, Chordata, Aves, Coliiformes, Coliidae. Bases 137 to 2005 code for a protein of 622 amino acids. The transcript is spliced from 17 exons.
CGCGCGCCGGUGCCGCCCCACGUGACCCGCGGCCGGGCGCGCGCGGGAGGCGCCGCUUUUGGGGGGGGGUCUCCCCGUGACCUGCCCCCAGCGCCCCCCAAAGCGCGGCUUCCCGCGGCGAGGGGCUCAGACAGGCAUGGAGGAGGUCGAUAAGAUCCUGCUGCACUCCCUGCGGCAGGCGGGGACGGAGAUCCCCCCCGAGCUGCAGAGCGUGGGGCAGUUAACCCCUGAGCUGCUGGUGGCCGCGGCCGUGGGCAUCCUGCGGCGCGUCCGCCCGGCGCUGGGGACCCCCCUCAGCCCGCUGCUGCCCCCCUCCAUCUCCGCCCGCUUCAGGCUGGCCUCUCAGCUGGCCUCGGCCUGUCAGGAGCUGGGCUUUGGGGGUGACAUCGGGUACCAGACGUUCCUGUACAGCUCGGAGCACGAGUGGCGCCGGCUGCUGCUGUUCCUGCUGGAGAAGCUGCCGCGGGACGAGGGCGACGCCGGCGACGAGCCCCCCGGUGCUGGGGGGAAGUCGGGGGCUCUGCUCAGAGCCGUCGCCGCUCGCAUCCGGGAGCAGCUGGAGACCCCCUGGGUGCCCCCCAACUGCCGCCCCCCCAGGCUCAGACGCCUGCAGGGCACGGGGUGUCUCCAUCCCUUCGUCACCUCCCCUUUGCUUCUGCCCCAAAGUGGGGGACCCCCAGAGCUCCAGGAGUAUUUUGGGAGUGCAGCCCCCCCAGUUCCAGCACAGCCCCCCCUUUUCUCCAGGACCCCCCCGUCUCUGCUGGAGGCUCACGGGCUCCAGCUCAGCUCGGAACUGGGGGGGCCCAGGUUGACCCCCGAGGACCCCCUGGGACGGCAGCGGCUCCGUGCUCGGCUCCAGGCCCUCGAGUCCCUGAGGACCUCCCUGGGACCCCCCCUGGGAACCCCCAAAUCCCUGGGACCCCCACAAGGGUCUUUGGACCCCGCUUGGCUCCAGGAAGCUUUUGGGGGGCUCAGGGGGGUCCUGCCCAAAGGGUCUCGAUUCACACGCAGCCAGCAGCUGACACACCAGCAGGACCCCCAGCUCCUCCUGCAGCAGAUCCAAGUGGUUGCUGAGCCCAUCUCCCCCUCCAAGACCCCCCAGGAGGCCCCAGCCCUGGAGGAGGCAGCUCUGGAGGAGGCUCUGGCUCAGGUUGAGGCUCAAAUCAGGGCGUGCCAGGAGGAGAUUAAAGGGUCCCAGCUCAGGCUGAUACAGAUGGAGGAGGAGGUGGAACGGGGCCAGGGGGCUCUGGGGGGGAGGGAGGAGGAGCUGAGGCUGAAGGCUCGAGCUGUGGAGCUGCUGCCUGAGGCUCAGACCAACGUGGCCAAGCUGCAGCUGCUGGUGGAGAGCAGCAGCCGCCGCAUCCUCAGCCUGGUGGGACAAUGGGAGCGGCACCGGGGGCCCCUCCUGAGCCAGCUCCGGCACCUCCGCGCCCUCCGCGACUCCAGACAGCUGGAGUCGUCCCGGUUGCUGUCGCAGCUCCGCUCCCUCCGCGAGCGCCGCCGCGCGGCCGCCGCCGAAGCCCAGCGCAAGGAGCAGCUCCACAGGCAGCUGGUGUCGGAGCUGGAGGCGCUGCCCCAGGACGUGUCCCGAGCCGUCUACACCCAGCGCAUCCUGGAGCUCGUGGGCAGCAUCCGCAAGCAGAAGGAGGAGAUUGACAAGAUCCUGCUGGACACCAGGGGGCUGCAGAAGGAGAUCAACUCGCUGGUGGGGAAGCUGGAGAGAACCUUCAGUGUCACUGAUGAGCUGCUCUUCAAGGAUGCCAAACGGGAUGAGGUGGUGAGAAAAGCCUACAAGUACCUGGCUGCCCUCCACGAGAACUGUGCCCAACUCAUCCAAACCAUCGAGGACACGGGAACGAUCCAGAGGGAGAUUCGGGACCUGGAGGAGCAGCUGGAGGCCGAGUGGAACUCGAAGCCCCGCGACGGGCUCGAGCGGAUCCUCAGCGACUGCCGGGCGCUGCGGGAGGAGAACCAGCAGCUCCUGGCACAGCUGCCCCCUCCCUGACACCCCCCCAAAAACGGGGGUCCCCCAAAGCCCCUGGACCCCCCCAAAACCCCCCCAGACCCCCCAUCCCCAAAUACCCCCCAGAACCCCCCCAAGGAUGCAAUAAAAGCCCCUUUCAAGGUUA